Molecule: messenger RNA, 163 nt
Organism: Funneliformis mosseae
Lineage: Eukaryota; Fungi; Glomeromycota; Glomeromycetes; Glomerales; Glomeraceae
Source: the annotation of a GenBank genome assembly
ACAAAAUCCGGCUCUUAUCCCUCUCAUACUAGCUGCCGCAGGUGGUGUUACCGCUGGUAUUACAUAUGCUGGAUACACUUUAGCAAAAAGCCCUGAAGUAGUUAUUAGUAGGUUCGGUCCACAACAACCUUGGAAUAAUAUUAAACAACAUGAAAAUCCAAAG